ACCCAAUUCUACUACUUUCUACCCGUUUUCUCCUCCAAUAAAGAUCUACAGGGCCCCAAAAUGUCUCUCCACAAGUUAAAUUCCGUUGCUGAAUCCAUCUCCUUAAGUCCCUUCACUCACUUACUCACAGAGACCGUAUAUAGCUUAGCGUCAAAUCAAAUCAAAAUCACCCCUUCAUUCCGUUCCCCCCUCUUCUUUCAAACUCCCCCAUCUAGCUUCAUAUUCAAGCUGUCUUUUCCCCCUUUAUCUUUAUUUUAAUUUUAAUUUCCACAAUAAUAAUUAUUAUUUCAACUAAAUAAAUUCUAGAAUUUUUGUCAUCACAAUAAAAAGAUAAAAAAAAGUCCAAACUGUUCUCUCUCCCUGAACCCUCUCUCUAUCUCUCUCUAGAAUCUCCGCGUCUAGGGUUUUUGUUACUCUAGGGUUUAAUCACUAUCAGUGUUCUUCUUCUUCGCCAUGGCCGCUGAGAAGCUCAGAGAUUUGAGCCAACCUAUUGAUGUGCCCUUACUCGAUGCUACCGUCGCCGCCUUCUAUGGCACCGGAUCUAAGCUAGAGAGGAGUGCUGCUGAUUCAAUUUUGCGGGAUUUGCAAGAGAAUCCUGAUAUGUGGCUUCAAGUUAUGCAUAUCUUGCAGAAUACUCAAAAUCUCAAUACCAAGUUCUUUGCAUUGCAGGUUCUUGAAGGUGUGAUUAAAUAUAGAUGGAAUGCAUUACCUGCUGAGCAGCGAGACGGGAUGAAGAAUUUCAUCUCUGAUAUCAUUGUACAGCUUUCCAGCAAUGAGGCCUCAUUUCGGGCGGAAAGGUUGUAUGUCAGCAAACUCAACAUUAUAUUAGUUCAGAUUUUGAAGCACGAGUGGCCAGCAAGAUGGCGAAGCUUUAUUCCUGAUCUUGUCUCAGCAGCUAAAACUAGUGAAACAAUCUGUGAGAAUUGCAUGGCUAUAUUGAAACUUUUGAGUGAAGAGGUUUUUGAUUUUUCGAGAGGAGAAAUGACACAGCAGAAGAUUAAAGAGCUUAAACAGUCAUUAAACAGUGAAUUUCAACUCAUACACGAGUUAUGCUUAUAUGUGCUAUCAGCAUCUCAAAGGGCUGAGCUCAUACGUGCUACAUUGUCCACAUUGCAUGCCUUCUUAUCAUGGAUUCCCUUGGGUUAUAUAUUUGAAUCACCGUUGCUUGAGACACUCCUAAAGUUUUUCCCGGUUCCAGCAUAUCGGAACCUAACAUUGCAAUGUUUAUCUGAGGUAGCAUCCCUUCAAUUUGGGGAUUAUUAUGAUGUGCAGUAUGUCAAGAUGUAUGGUAUAUUCAUAGGUCAAUUGCAGAGCAUACUCCCGCCUACAACAAAUAUACCCGAGGCAUAUGCACAUGGCUCUACUGAAGAACAAGAUUUUAUACAGAACCUGGCACUGUUCUUCACUUCAUUUUAUAAGGUUCAUAUCCGCAUCCUGGAAUCCACUCAAGAGAAUAUAUCAGCUUUGCUGUUGGGCCUUGAAUAUCUUAUCAGCAUUUCAUAUGUUGACGAUACCGAGGUUUUUAAGGUGUGUUUGGACUACUGGAAUUCCUUGGUGUCGGAGCUGUUUGAGCCACACCGAAGUUUGGAUAAUCCUGCAGCUUCUGCAAACUUAAUGGGACUUCAGGUAGCAGGAAUGCUUCCUGGUAUGGUUGAUGGGCACGGUUCUCCGCUUCUUCAACGCCGACAGCUUUAUUCUGGUUCCAUGUCAAAGUUGAGGAUGCUAAUGAUCUGCCGAAUGGCUAAACCUGAAGAGGUUCUCAUAGUUGAAGAUGAAAAUGGGAAUAUUGUCCGUGAGACCAUGAAGGACAAUGAUGUUCUUGUUCAAUAUAAGAUUAUGAGGGAGACUCUUAUUUACUUGUCACAUCUUGACCAUGAAGAUACUGAAAAACAGAUGCUGAGGAAAUUAAGUAAACAGCUCAGUGGUGAGGAUUGGACAUGGAACAAUUUGAACACACUCUGCUGGGCAAUUGGAUCUAUAUCUGGUUCCAUGAUUGAAGAACAGGAAAACCGAUUUUUGGUUAUGGUAAUUCGUGAUUUAUUAAAUCUAUGUGAAAUCACGAAGGGAAAAGAUAACAAAGCAGUUAUUGCAAGUAAUAUCAUGUACGUUGUUGGCCAGUAUCCACGUUUUUUAAGAGCUCAUUGGAAGUUUCUUAAAACUGUUGUUAACAAGUUGUUUGAGUUUAUGCAUGAGACACAUCCUGGAGUUCAGGAUAUGGCCUGCGACACUUUUUUGAAAAUAGUUCAGAAGUGCAAGCGGAAGUUUGUGAUCACCCAGGUUGGCGAAAAUGAGCCAUUUGUAUCGGAACUUCUAUCAGGCCUUCCAAUCACUAUUGCAGAUCUUGAACCCCAUCAGAUACACUCCUUCUACGAAUCUGUUGCUCAUAUGGUUCAAGCAGAGUCUGAUUCACAAAAGAGAGAUGAAUAUAUUCAGCGGUUGAUGGGGCUCCCUAAUCAGAAAUGGAUGGAAAUUAUUGGUCAGGCGCAUCAAAAUGUUGAAUUUUUGAAGGAUCAGGAUGUAAUACGGACUGUACUUAAUAUACUGCAGACAAAUACAAGUGUUGCAUCUUCUUUAGGGACAUUUUUCCUUCCCCAAAUCACAUUGAUCUUUUUGGACAUGUUGAAUGUGUACAGAAUGUACAGUGAGCUUAUUUCGAAAAGUAUUUCAGAAGGGGGACCUUAUGCAUCUAAAACAUCCUAUGUGAAGCUUCUACGUUCGGUUAAGAGAGAGACACUUAAACUAAUUGAGACAUUCUUGGAUAAGGCUGAAGAUCAACCCCAGAUUGGAAAGCAAUUUGUGCCACCAAUGAUGGAUCCUGUUCUGGGAGAUUAUGCUAGGAAUGUUCCUGAUGCAAGGGAAUCAGAGGUUUUGUCCCUUUUUGCCACAAUAGUAAACAAAUAUAAGGCUACCAUGAUUGAAGAUGUACCUCGAAUAUUUGAAGCUGUCUUUCAGUGCACACUAGAGAUGAUUACAAAAAAUUUCGAGGAUCACCCAGAGCACCGGCUUAAGUUCUUCUCUCUACUCCGUGCUAUAGCUACCCACUGUUUUCCUGCACUAAUCUGCUUGUCAAGUCAGCAAUUGAAGCUCGUUAUGGAUUCAAUCAUGUGGGCAUUUCGGCAUACAGAAAGGAAUAUUGCUGAAACUGGUCUAAACCUGUUGCUGGAGAUGCUGAAGAAGUUUCAGGGCUCAGAGUUCUGUAAUCAGUUCUACCGGACAUAUUUCUUGACAACUGAGAAUGAGAUAUUUGCUGUCUUAACUGAUACUUUUCAUAAGCCUGGGUUCAAAUUACAUGUCUUGGUGCUUCAGCAUUUGUUUUGUCUGGUGGAAACUGGUCUGCUAACCGAGCCCCUCUGGGAUGUUACUACUACUUCAUAUUCAUACUCAAAUAAUGCAGCUUUUGUACGCGAGUACACUAUAAAGCUUCUAAGUGCUUCUUUUCCUAAUAUGACAACAGCUGAGGUUACCCAAUUUGUUAAUGGGCUCUUCAAGUCUACAACUGAUCUCUCUACAUUUAAAACUCAUAUACGAGAUUUUCUUAUACAGUCAAAAGAAUUUUCAGCUCAGGAUAACAAAGACCUCUAUGCCGAGGAGGCUGCAGCACAGAGAGAGAGGGAACGACAAAGAAUGCUUUCUAUUCCGGGGCUGAUUGCGCCAAGCGAGUUGCAAGACGAAAUGGUGGACUCAUAGGUUGAUUUAGUUGCAAGACGAAAUGGUGGACUCAUAGGUAGAUUAAACAGCGUGGAAGUUAGUAUUAAUACCAUGGGCAUUUUAGUGUAUUUCACAGGCUCCGUGAUUCAAUCAAUUAACAUUGACUCUGAGAAUAGGUGCAACUUUUUUCUCCAAGUUUAGCUUUUACUCUCUUCCCAAUAUUUUAUGUUGGGACUGGUUUGGCAGGUUUUUCAAAGUUUUACCUAGCCGGCAAUAUUGCCUUGUCCAUGGGGUGAGUGUAGAUUAUUGAUUUACUAAUCGAGAAUGAUAAUGUUGGGUCAUUUGUAAGGAAUUCAUGAAGGCAUCUUUGUUGAACGAAAGAUGGAAGUCUCGUUUGAAGUGAUGAUGACUAUUUAGGGGCGACCACCUAACUUCUGGCGGUUUGUGCAGAAAACCCUUGUGGUUUUAUAUUUUGUAUUUUUCCCUUCAAUUAAUACUUAGGGAUAUUGAUGUACUGAGUGCACUUAAUAUUUAGUGUUAUGUGCCAUUCGUCCCAACAGAGAGAAGAUAUUAUUUUACA
This is a messenger RNA of Lathyrus oleraceus (garden pea), 4228 nucleotides long. RefSeq names its product protein EXPORTIN 1A. The record is from RefSeq and is a predicted model, not a curated record. NCBI's taxonomy places the organism in Eukaryota, Viridiplantae, Streptophyta, Magnoliopsida, Fabales, Fabaceae. Gene Ontology annotation, molecular function: nuclear export signal receptor activity; small GTPase binding. The transcript is spliced from 32 exons. The coding region runs from base 454 to 3687 and encodes 1077 amino acids. Gene Ontology annotation, biological process: protein export from nucleus; ribosomal large subunit export from nucleus; ribosomal small subunit export from nucleus. Gene Ontology annotation, cellular component: nucleus; cytoplasm.